AUGAGGGUUUCUCAGGUUCAUGGUAAAGGUACAGUGGUUAAUAUUCAAGAUUUUGGUGCUUUGCCUGAUGGGAAGACUGAUAGUAGCCAGGCAAUUUUGAAGGCAUGGAGCCAAGCAUGUAAAAGCAAAGUAGGAGGCACAAUCUUCAUUCCACCAGGGACUUUCUUGUUGAAUACAGUAACAUUUAGUGGCCCAUGCAAUGGCCCAACUAUUUUCAACGUAAAUGGAGUUUUGAGAGCUCCCACUGGUAACAGCAGAUAUGAAUACUGGAUAUUAUUUCAGCAUAUUAAUGGACUGACUAUUAAUGGAAAAGGUUCUUUAGAUGGCCAAGGUCCAUCUGCAUGGUCCCUAUAUAAUGUUAAAGCCAACAGCAGGCAUCCUCCUUCGUCUAUAAAAUUCAAUGACAUGAGCAAUGUCUUGAUACAAAGCAUAACAUCAAUCAACAGCAAGUUCUUCCAUUACCAAAUUGAUGGUAGCCAAGGAAUUCAUUUCGAGGACGUGACCAUAACAGCACCCGGCGAUAGCCCAAACACUGAUGGGAUUCAUAUAGGCAACUCCAACGAUACCAUCAUUCACAAAGCAAAAAUUUCUACUGGUGAUGAUUGCAUUUCGAUUGGUCCUGGUACAUCGAAUAUUCACAUUUCUGAGGUCUAUUGUGGCCCUGGUCAUGGCAUUAGCAUUGGAAGUUUAGGAAAGUACCAAAAUGAAGCUGAUGUGAAUGGAGUUGUUGUGAGGGAUUGUACACUUGUGAGGACUCAAAAUGGACUAAGGAUAAAGAGUUGGGCACCUUCACCUCCUAGCAAAGUUUUCAAUGUCACCUUUGAAGAUAUUGAUGUGAAUCAUGUUGAAAAUCCUAUCAUCAUUGAUCAACAAUAUUGUCCUCAUUCAACUUGUAGUAAACAGGGUGGUGAAUCACAAGUGCAGAUUUCAAAUGUUAAAUUCAUCAACAUAAGAGGAACUUCAGCAUCAAAAGUGGGAGUAGUGCUUAAUUGCAGCAAAAGUUUCCGAUGCCAAGGGAUUGAGAUAAGGGAUUUGGACUUAACUUUCAAUGGCCAUGAAAUCACUGCAACUUGUUCAAAUGCAAAUAUUAAUUUUUAUGGACAGCAAAUUGCUGCUCCUAUCUGCACAUGA
Molecule: messenger RNA, 1131 nt
Organism: Capsicum annuum
Lineage: Eukaryota; Viridiplantae; Streptophyta; Magnoliopsida; Solanales; Solanaceae
Product: exopolygalacturonase-like
Exons: 5
Coding region: 1-1131 (376 amino acids)
Biological process (GO): carbohydrate metabolic process
Molecular function (GO): polygalacturonase activity
Source: RefSeq, a predicted model, not a curated record